Messenger RNA from Megalobrama amblycephala (Wuchang bream), 1311 nucleotides. RefSeq lists its product as uncharacterized. Bases 103 to 870 code for a protein of 255 amino acids. The record is from RefSeq and is a predicted model, not a curated record. NCBI's taxonomy places the organism in Eukaryota, Metazoa, Chordata, Actinopteri, Cypriniformes, Xenocyprididae. The transcript is spliced from 5 exons.
UAAGUGGGUCACACAAUCAAGGUCAGCAGAUCUUGAUUGUGUGACUGAAGCAGCAUCUUCUCUCUUCGGCUGGAUUAUUGGGCUCUUCUGGACUCUAGAGAAAUGAAGCUCAUCUUUGGACUGAUGCUGCUGAAAACUGCUGCAUGUCUGGAGGUUAACUGCAGUUUUAAUCAGUCAGAUCCCUGUUACGCAGCUCUGGGACACAAACUCAAUCUGCUGAUGGUGGACACUAGUAGAUAUGACCUGAAGAUACUAAAGAUAAUAAACUUCAACUCAGAUGAUCCAGUUUGUAGAGUAAAAAAUGACAUGAUGAAGGAAUGUGAUCUUUUUAAUAAAAGACCUGAAGUGUCAGUCUAUAAAGGGAUUCUGAUAAUAAACGGUGUGAUCAGAGCAGAUUCAGGGACUUACACUUUAAGACUCGAAGACUCAGAUGGCACAGAAAGAUCUGCAGAUCUUCCAGUGAUUGUUGAAGCUCCUAUUGGCUCAGUGGAAGUGUCAAUCAUCUGCUCCUCCAGUGGGGUGAUGAGGGCAUCCUGCUCCUCUGAUGGAGAUCUGCUCCUCUUCAGCUGGACUCUGAAUGGGGAUCCACUGAUGGAUGGAAACAUCAUUGAUCUGGAUGAGGGAACUGAUGGAAACAUCAGCUGCAUCAUGAAGAACCACGUCAGUCACCGACAGAAGACCAUUAGUGUAAAACACUGUCCUGAGUCUGUGGUGCAUGUUCUGGUCUGGUGUUUUCAGAUGAUGUUUCUGUUGGGUCUGUUAGGAGGUUUUCACAUCUACAUGAGACACACAUCAGGAAAGAAACAGGAAGUUCCACAAGUGAGAAUGAGCAGAUUUAGAGAAGGACAUGAACACACAGCAGAAGAUUGAUGAGAGCAGCAGCAGAUCUCAUCACAUCUAUGAGAAAUCACUUCAGAACGGCCAAGACUUUCACAUCCAUCCAACAUUUAUUUUACACAUCUGGAGUCAUUCGGUCUUUUACUUUAGUCUGUUGGCUUUGGUUGAUUUCAUUUACAGUGUCUGUUUAGAUGUUUAACUGUUCAAAACUGUUCCCAAAGAUUGCUUUUGAGUAAUUUGCCACAUCCAUGCAUUUUUCUUCACAAGAUCCUUGUCAUUAUAACAGAACCGCCCUGAGCGAGUUCACAGCGAGUUUACAGUUUGCCAUUCACUGAUGAGAACGUCUCCCAAGCAUUUUAGGUGUUCUGUAGCUGGAUGGAUUAAUCCACAUAACUCUCUUCAUUUACUCCCUAAAUCUGAGCCUCUGAAGACGUGGUGAAUUCAUUUUUGUUUUCGAAGAAAAUGCUCCCUCAA